Messenger RNA from Zeugodacus cucurbitae (melon fly), 2880 nucleotides. It is a transcript of the gene fs(1)Ya, whose product is annotated as mitosis initiation protein fs(1)Ya. Lineage: Eukaryota; Metazoa; Arthropoda; Insecta; Diptera; Tephritidae. The transcript has 4 exons. Bases 137 to 2620 code for a protein of 827 amino acids. The record is from RefSeq and is a predicted model, not a curated record.
GAGAUACUGAAAACCGCUAAUUCAGCAGACACAAUGCAUUUUUGAUGUAGUUCGUGUAAUACCAGAUGGCAGUUUGAAUGAUUCUUAGAACAAAUUCAACAAUAAUUAUAUUUUUUCAUUUAAUUAUUAAACAACUAUGAAAGUCCCCAAAGAUGUUAUUUGUGGAGUAUGCAAGAAAGUAUUUUGCUGUGCCGAGUGCCGUUACAAACAUGAGAUAAAAACACAUGCCAUCGUUGUACAAAAACCCAUAAUUACUAAUCAAACCAAUGAAGACCUGAAACCAACCGAUCUGGGAGAUCAACUGAAGAAAAACGAAACCAGUCAUAUUUAUCUCUUCUGUCCGCUUUGUGAACGCAAGCCAAUGCCGCUGCAACGCGAAAUGUACGCCGAGAUGUUGGCGCAUGUAGAGCAAAAUCAUCUGCCGCUACGCUGUCGCAAAUGUACCAAGGUCUAUACUCGGUUGGACGACUUGCAAAACUUCACUAAAUGCACACAGACCGCCACCGCGCCGACAUGUUAUUGUCCUGACAAGGGUUGUUGCAAUCAACUCGAUCACACCUGUGACACAGUCACAUUGCAGAAGGAUUUCGCCAGAGUUACGAUUUCGACGCAAACAUCGCCACAGCGUCGCCAAUGUGACGAGUUCCACGAGACGCCAAUGUCAUUAAUCAACAUGCGCUGGAAGGCUAAGAGCAAGCUGACACAUGAGGAGUUUGUGUGCGACAGCGUUUCUUCGUUGCGAAAUAUUUCGUCGAUUAGCAAUAGUUCUCUGCGCCGCAGUUUGGAUGUCAUGGUCAAACCGAAGGGCCAACUAGUGCGCACUACAUCGACGCCAGUGCACGCAGAAUUGCUUUGCACGAAGCACACCGAGCGUACAUUUAACGCCUCCGGUGCCCAGGUGUCCAGUAUUUAUCACAGUGGCGGUGAAACGGAUAAUCACAGUCCCGCAAUCGCAGCGGGUGCGAUCGCAACGUCUAAUCCUGCAACGCUAUCACCAUCCAAACAGCAAUUAGAAAACCUUAACCGCUACCUAAAGGUGGGCGGUCCGCGUGGCAAAAUGAGCGCAGUGACACCGCUGCGUCAAGUGAUGUCGAAGAGCAUACAGAAGGCUUUUGCUGAGCAUGGCGGGCUACCAUCGGCGCGUCUUAGUGGUGUCGAUUUGCCACCAAUGCGUAAAAAGAUGUUCGAUUCUCACACGGCUGAUAGCAGUGGCAGUUCGACUGGUUCGCCACUCGAUUUGCGUUUGUCGCCGGUAGUUCGGCGCACUCAUAGUGAAAUUCAAACGAGUCAAUUACACGCUAGCAGUGCUUCGACGGAACGAAAUUCCAGCGUUUCACAAAAUAUGUGCCACGAAGUAUUUCGUUCGUCACAAAAGCUCACCACUACCGAAUCGAUUGUGAUAACGCGCACCAAACACCUGGCCGGUGUAGAAUCUGCUGCUAGUAGUAUGAGUAGUGCUAGUGGCUCCGUAGCUUUCAAGACGGCGGAUAAAUUAACGACGUCUGCAAGCUCGACUAGAGAUAAUUGCAGCGGCGUAUCGAGCGCCAGUGGCAGUUCGGUGUACAAAUCGUGCGAGAGUAUUGAGAUCAUUACGGCCACCACUGCGAUGAGCGAGAUCCAACAGGGUUACUAUGCCGUCACCGAUAAGUCAGAUAAUGCUAGAGAGAAAAUCAUACCGGCAAUGGAAAGUGUCGCACAGGUGGUAAGCUAUAAUUUGCCACCCAUCACACCCAUUACACGCAUUCCAGGCUCACUUAUCAACAAAAAGAUUAUACGUUUCGACUCCCCAUGUGAAGAAGAGGACGAAUUAGAAGAAUUGGAAGAAAUUAAGAAUCAUAAAGGCAUCGCAAAUUCAACAACUACAACCAAAACAAAUACACCAUCGAAAAUGAUAAAUAUUUAUGCGUCACCAAAGCACGACAAUAGUAAUACAGCUAAUGCAGGUUCAAAAGCUCUAAUGAAAGUUACCGAAACUCCACGUAGCACGGACUCUUCCAUUUCCGAAGCUUUCUUUACGCCUAGCGCCACCCCAGUGCGCCGAAACAAAAAGCCGCCAACGCAAGAAAAUGCUGACGGUUCUAAAGAUUUUAGCAAACCUACAGCAAGGCGCAUUCCAUCUCUUAGUAAACAGGGCAGAGGUACAGCAUUUGAUCGCUCAGAAAGUAUUACGGAUAAUGAAAACGAAAAUGACGCAGAAGAACAUAGCAUAAAUACAAAACAUCAAAGUAACCAGAAUAAUAUGUCUGUUUUGGGUCGUUCAUGGUCAUUUGGUGCUUUACUGGGCUCGGUGAUGCGUUUGAAUUCGACGGGGAAAGUAGCUACGCCUGAGAAAAAACGAACAUCCCCACACACCGAUGUUAACUCGAAUUCGAUAAUUAAACGGUGCGCUUCGAUGGCAGGUUCUCUUAUGCGCACACAAUCUCUAAUUGAGGAAGAUGAACAAACGCGCAACCAAAAACGAAAGCGGUCCUAUACGACCGACAUGAAAUCGGUUUCAGGCAUACACUAUCCACGACAUUAUAGCGACCCAGUGUCACCGAGUCCCGAAAAGUCGUUGCGUACGAAACGUUUUCGCAUACAUGGACGGAAGCCAAUCGAGCGCAUGCGAAGAGAGUUAUAAAUAGAAGAAAUUACUUUUGCGAAAGAAGUCUUUUGUGAUGCCAAUACCAGCGAUUUUUCCGUUGCUAAAAAUUUAAUUAUACACAUUUAUGAAAUAAAUAUUUAAAAUUUUUUUUUAUAAAGUACAUACAUACAUACAUACACACCUACUAGUUUGAAACAAAAUUUUUAAUUUAAUGUGCAAAAUAUUUAAUAACUGUUCUUUAUAUAGUGUUUUUUAUUAUGUAAGAAAAUAAAUGUUCUACUUUUGUUCACAUUUAA